AUGCACGGUGCUUAUUUUUCCUCGCGAGAGCCUGCUAUCUUUAAAAAAGGGCUCAUUCCUCUACUCAUGUUUGGUUUGGGGUGUGAGGGCCAUAUGGAACUAGCCGCCGGUGCACCUAGCAUCUCACCGUAUGGAACGACCCGAACAUUCGGCGCGAGGCCGGAAUUGUUUGCGCGGAAAUCCCGAAGCGCAUUUGACGGCAUUCGCGACAUGGAGUCCAAACUUACGGUGCUCAAGGAUAAGGAGAGUGCAACGGAUGCGGCGCUCACUUCAGUGAGCGGCCAAGACGGAGCGGGACCGAAGGCUAUGCACGGGCAGAUGGAGGACUGGUAUGGCGAGGGGGGAUUUGGGCAAAGCUGCGAGCAACCCCUCUUCCUCAACAUGCUGCGAGCUGUUGCCGCAGCUGGACACGGCUACGUCCCCCCCAAGCGCAGCUACGUUGGAGGAGCCGGGCUGUUGGAGUGCAAGCAGCGGAUUGAAAAAGGAUUGGCGCCCAUUACGAAGACUUGGAAGGAGACAGACGUGACGAUCGCCAGCGACAUGAUGGCGGACAAGAUUGGGCACGCGCAAAAGAACGUCAUUUGCAUCAACGCCAGUGGUGCGGUUUUCGAAGAGGUGGUCGACUGUAAGGCAGAGACAAAGAGCGGGGCGUUUAUCGUUGACCUCCUCAAGCCGACCAUCGAGAAGGUUGGACAGGAGCACGUCAUCGCGAUUUGCACAGACGGCGGCAGCAACUACGUGUCCGCCGCCAAGUUCCUGCAGAAGUAUCUGCAUAUCGAGAUCGUUCCCUGCGCCACUUAUGUGCUCGAAUUAUUGAUGGAGGACAUCGGCAAGAUGGAUUUGGUGCAGGUCAUCAUGGUUGCGAAUGACAUGAUCUCGUUCUUGCGCAUCCACCAGUGGGUGCAUGCCUUCCUGCGGAAUUCGCACGCAGAUACAGAUAUGGUGGUGCACAAGGACUGGGAGGAGAAGGGGAGGAAGCAGCAGACUGGACAGAACUUUGAGGCGUCGGUUUGGGAUACUGAGUGGUGGAAGAAGGCGGAUACCUUUGUGAAUGUGAUUGAGCUGCCGUACAAGGUGAUGAGGAGGACGGAUGGGCCGGUGAAAGGGAUGAUGGGGGCAUUGUACAACAUCAUGCUGCAGCUGACGGAGGAGUUGUUGGCGCUGCUGGAGAGUGCGGAUUGUCGGCUCAAAAUGGCCGAUAGGGAGGGGGUGCAAGAGCAUUUGAGGCGGCGUUGGGACGGCAGCUUGGUCUGCGCCCUUCACGUGGUAGGCCGGAUUCUGAACCCGAUAAACCAGAAAGAGGAGUUUGAGUGCACCCGGGUGAUGAAGGCUUGGCUGUCACGCUCGAGGGUCUUCGUCGACAAGUACUGGAAGAACGCCGGCGACACGAAGGGAACGAUGAAGGCGCUGCAGGAGGGUAUGUUGGCAUAUAUUGAGGGCAAGGGGUGCUUUGGGACAGAGGAGGCGAUAGAGGGGCACGCGGAGGGGAAGGGGGACAUGGUGACAUGGUGGAAAGUGAACGGCUCGCAGUACGCCGACCUGGCUGGGAGCACAGCUUGUUUCCGCUUCUUCGUGCAAGUGGGAUGGGCUGUGCGGGAUAGCAUGCACAACCACCACAAGGAUGCGGCUGGUGUAGGGCCAAGCGGGGAAGUAAGGAAGGCGGGGGUAGUGGAGGGGAACAUUCCCACCACUCUCCUUCCCGAGGGGUACAAGUUGGAGGAGGAUGGGGAGGUGGGGGUGGACGGGGACGACUUGUGCGUCGACGAGUACGAGCACCAAGAAGACAUGGAGAAGGAGGAGGAGGAGGAGGAGGAGGAGGAGGAGGAGGAGGAGGAGGAAGAGGAGGAGGAGGAGGGGGAGGAGGAGGAGGAGGAGGAUGAGGAUGUGUGA
Messenger RNA from Closterium sp. Yama58-4, 1890 nucleotides. Lineage: Eukaryota; Viridiplantae; Streptophyta; Zygnematophyceae; Desmidiales; Closteriaceae. The record is from the annotation of a GenBank genome assembly.